AGGUGACAUAACCUAUAAUAUAAUUUCUGUUUUCUGUAGACUUGUCUGUGCUCAGUGUUUUUGAAAUUAUUUGAUAUGAGAAUUAUUCCUAAUUUACAGUAUUCUAUUAAAUAUCGGAGUGAUUCAACUAGAUAUUUAAACUAAAAAUUCAACUUUAUUUAACUAUAGGUUCACCCUGUUUACUGAUUCUCUUUUGCAAUGUAGAAACCGCUUGUUAUUAUAAAUCUAUUAUCGCAAGUUGGUGUUUAGAUUGACGUUACCUAUAUUAUUGAAUUAGCCUACAGUGAUUAUGCAAUAAAUUAUUGUAAAAUGGCUCAUAGUCCUGAUAUUUUGACAAGUCAAUUGUAUUCAACGUCUGAGUUUUACAUUGGAUUGGGAUUUGCUAUCAGCUCAUGCUUAUUCAUUGGAGCCAGUUUUAUAAUAAAGAAAAUCGCUCUUAUUCGACUUUCUAAAGGAGGUUCGGUUAGAGCGGCUGCCGGAGGAUUCGGAUAUCUCAAAGAAUGGAUCUGGUGGACUGGCUUAAUCACAAUGGGAAUAGGUGAAGGAGCCAAUUUUGCGGCCUACGCGUUCGCCCCAGCUUCCCUGGUUACCCCGCUAGGAGCGCUCAGUGUCCUUGUGUCUUCAGUGCUAGCGUCCAAAUUUCUCAACGAAAGACUCAAUCUGUUGGGAAAGCUAGGCUGUUUUCUGUGUAUAUUGGGAUCUACAAUAAUUGUAAUUCACGCUCCCAAAGAGGAAGAAAUUGAAAGUCUAGAAGUGCUAAUUGAAAAACUUCAAGAACGUGAUUUCAUUCUGUACGUGAUGUUGGUGAUUACGACUGCAAUAAUGAUAAUAUUCUACUUUGGGCCGUUGUACGGCCAUCGUAACGUGUCCGUCUAUCUAAUCCUGUGCUCGUCUAUUGGCUCACUGACAGUCAUGUCUUGCAAGGGCCUCGGUCUGGCCAUCAGGGAGACACUUUCUGGACAACGCAACGAAAUGCGUCACUGGCUGACGUGGACCUUCCUGGCGCUGGUGUUAGUGUUCAUAACCGUGCAGAUGAACUACCUGAACAAGUCACUGGAUAUGUUCAACACGGGCAUCGUGACACCUGUCUACUACGUCAUGUUCACCGCUCUAGUUCUCACUGCCUCCGCAAUACUCUUCAAGGAGUGGCGCCACUUGUCUGGCCAGGAUAUCCUGGGCAGCAUUUGCGGCUUUCUGGUGGUGAUAGUGGCGAUAGUGCUGCUCAACACAUUCAAGGACAUGGAAAUCUCACUGAACGAUGUGCGAGGCGUCUGGCGGCCAAAACGUGAACUAUUGGUCUCCCAUAACAGCCACGCCCUGGCCGACAAUCGGCGCCUCUCCGCCUACGGCACUUCCGAUAACAACAUGUUCUGACAAAUGCAUGCCAAGUUCUGGCAAUAGUUGCACAAUCACCAGAAUAGGUGUCCGUACUGAAAUUCACUUUCACAUUCAAAGUGAUAUUUUACAUCAAAUGUAAUCGUUGAGCUUAUAACAUUAGGACACCAGGAAUGAGGAGAAAGCUGCCUUGUUCCCCUACUGUUGGUGUCUGCGGGGCAUUAGUUCUCAUGACGCUUAUUGAAUAAAACACCAGAUUACGGUGUCCGGUUGGUGUCUCACUUGGGACACCGCAGGAAUUGGGACAUUAGGACACCGUAAUGUAAUCAUUCUUGAAUGGGAAGCGUUGUUGUUAUUAUUGUAAGAAAUGUCAACAGUUGGAAGUGAAUCUCACUAUGGCCGACUUUUUUCUCGUGACCCAACUAUUUCUUCAAUGACUAUCCAUGUUUACUUUUAACUUAAUAUUACAAGUGUAGUAGACCACUUAACCAGCACCUCCUAUAUACCAGACCUGAGCCUAUAAAAAAAGGCCGCCUCAGUUGUUCGCCGGCAUUAAUAUUUUAAACGGAAACUAGACGAACUGAGAUUUCGACAAACUGAGACCUUCCCAAACAGCUGAUUAGUGAUUUUUCUUAAUGGAAAAUUCAUUAACUACGGCGACCAUUUUUUCCAGGCUUAGGUCAGAAGGACCUGACAACCCACCGGUGAGGGAGAAGAAGAAGAGAAAUAAAAAGUAGCGAGAAUGUGAAGAAAGAAAGAUCAUUGAGAAAGAGAAGAUGAACAUGAGAAGCGAAGAGAAGAACGGAAAAGAAGGAGUGGAAGAAAGAUAACAAGAUUCAGAAUAUGUUUUCGGUUUAAGAAGAAAAAGGAGUUAAAUAUGGAUGGAAGAACCAGUAAAAAAUAUGAAAUUAGAAGAGAAUUGAGGAGAUUGAAGAAUAUAGUGUAUGAAAGGAAGAACUAAGAAAUAAGUAAUAGAAUAGGAGGAAAAACAUUCAAUAUAAGAAAGAAAUAGUAUAGGUAGCAGGAUAACAAUGCAUUGGAAGAUUGAUAAAAGUGUAGAAGAGGAGGAAUAAAAUUACGUAUCUGUGAUAUAUUAUGUAAGUCAUCUCUAGUGUUAUAUAAAUCAUAUAAAUAUAAGUACCAAAUUAUUAUAUUGUCAAUUAAAAAUUCACCAAGUACUUCCUUGAAAGAUAAUUUAAAAUUAAUGGAUAAUUUAAUUGGAAGAUUGAUAUAAAUCAAUUGAAGAUAGUAUGUUAUGGAAUAUAUAAAUUAUACUUUGGUUUGUUACUGAUAUACUGAUACAUAUUUUGCCUAGAUUGGAAAGCAGGAAAAUAAUCUCAAGAAUUCUGCUAUUUAAGGUUCGUACCCACUAGAACGUACCAGACACGGACCGUGUCAGACCAUGCCAGGCACGUAAAAUAACAACUAUGCCCACUACAACGGAUCAACAGCGUUCUAUGCCAGUACAUUACGCGUAUGGUACGCGUAUGAUGCACGGUCAGAAGUUGUUGGGAACGCGUCAGUUAACAACUAUGCCCACUACAACGGAUCAACAGCGUUCUAUGCCAGUACAUUACGCGUAUGAUGCACGGUCAGAAGUUGUUGGGAACGCGUCAGUUAGCAAGAGAAUGUAGCGGUGAACAGAUUUACGUAUUUUGCGGUGUUGUGAAAUAGUGUUCUAAUCAGUGUUCACAUAAUUAUUUUUAAAUAUGGCUAUUAGGCGAUUAUCAUUAACAGAAUUGGCAAUGGUUGCAAUUAUUUUGGACGAGGAAGAGGAAAAUAGAGGAACUCAGAGGCGCUAUUGGAUUCUCGAAUCUCUAAGAAAACGGAAAACUGAGGGGGAGUAUUGGACAUUAUAUAGGCACCUAAUGGAUGAUGAAGAAAAGUUUUUUUCGUAUUUCGUAUUAGCAAGUAGCAACUAACUAGGUACUUUACCACAAUGGUGUCUACACUGGUUACCAACGCGGCGCAUGCGCGGUUACAACGGGGUUUGCAGGCGUCACGUACCAUGCAAGGAGCGUUUCGUCAUAGACAAAAUAUACUGGCCGACAAAUGUUGAACUGGACGUGCAUGGCACGUUCCGUGCUUGGCCGGUGACGGAACGGUCUAAUGGGUGUAUUACAUAUCAAAUGAUGCAAAGAAUAUUUUUUUGCAUGUGUCGGUACGGGCACGGUCAUGGUAUGAUACGUUAUAGUGGGUACGAACCUUUAAUUAGUAAGAACUUUUAUUUCCUCACAAUGAACUGAGGAUUUUUAUUUAUAUACUCAAUUCGGAGGGUUUUCACUUCUAUUAAGUAUUAUGUGUGUGUUACCCUGUUGGUGUUUUACAAUUUAAUUGUAAAAUACAAAUUGAGAUAAGCAACUGUAAUAUGCGUAUAUUAUCCAGCAAAUGACUGUUGUUAUGAUCAAAUUUUAUUAAUUCUUGCAUCAAAUUAAAUCCAAUUGUAAUUUUGUUCAAUAAACAUCAAGAGCUUCCUUUGCUUUUUAAAGACUAAAAUCUCGAGAAUUGCGAUAUGACUGAUUUGAACUGAAUUUUUCUAGUAUUGUAUAUUCGAAUAUAAGUUAAAUGGUCUAAUUUUUCAAGACUUAUGUAUCUUUUGUUUCUAAUUCGUUGAAUAAUGUCAAAAUUCAAUGUAGGGUAAAUGAGUUAUUGAAAAAUGAAUCUUGUCAUAAUAUAAUAAACAUUUAUAACUGAUACGUAAAUUUUAUGAAAUUUAAGGGUUUUAAUAAUUGUGAGAUAUGUGCCAUCUUGAAUGUUCUACCGUAAACCACAAUCAAGCACUCAGAAUAACUAAGUGAAUCUCGUUCUCGUUUUGUGAGAUUCACUCCAAAUUGUCUGCAUCAAUUGAAUUGGAAGCAUUGAUUACUGACAGAUGUGGGAAUGCUGACGGUUUGAAGUGAAUUCCACUUCAGGGGCUAGUAGCCCCUCCUCCUCAGGAGAUUGAGAAUUAUAGUAAGGUUCACGUGAAAGUGCUAACGUUGGUUGAUGUUAUUCAGCUCAGUGUUCAAUACAGUUUACUUGGCGUAAAUAUUCUUUGAUUCGAUAAAUAUUAGUAAUGAUAUUGGUUGUUUUAUAAACCAGUAUUUAUUUUAUUCAAAUCCUCUGUAUUUGGAUAAUUUUAUAUAAUGGGUAAAUCUAACAUUGCAUUUUUAAAAAUGUGAUUGAAUUAUUGUAAUGAUUCAGAAGUAUGAUGAGAGAGAAAAACGUGACAAAUAACUCAUUUUAAUUUUAACCGUAUGUUUGAUGGGACCAUUAUUUUUGGCGAUAUGUUUGUUAAUUUUACAUUUUUUUCAAACGAUAAACAACUGAAUAUUGAUAGAAUUAUUUAUUCCAUAGUCUCGACUCUAGUAUCAGUGUCAAUUAUUAAUUUAUUAACAGUAUUCAUGAUUUUUUUGGUUCAUUUUUCAGAGAUCUCUUAGUAAUAUUUAUGUCGUUUUGCAAAAUAAAUUUAUUCACAAGAGAAACAUGAAA
This is a messenger RNA of Nilaparvata lugens (brown planthopper), 4806 nucleotides long. RefSeq names its product magnesium transporter NIPA2 (gene spict). The record is from RefSeq and is a predicted model, not a curated record. Gene Ontology annotation, cellular component: membrane. NCBI's taxonomy places the organism in Eukaryota, Metazoa, Arthropoda, Insecta, Hemiptera, Delphacidae. Gene Ontology annotation, biological process: magnesium ion transport. The transcript has 7 exons. The coding region runs from base 310 to 1374 and encodes 354 amino acids. Gene Ontology annotation, molecular function: magnesium ion transmembrane transporter activity.